Molecule: messenger RNA, 1046 nt
Organism: Poecile atricapillus (Black-capped chickadee)
Lineage: Eukaryota; Metazoa; Chordata; Aves; Passeriformes; Paridae
Gene: RAMP2
Product: receptor activity modifying protein 2
Exons: 5
Coding region: 360-899 (179 amino acids)
Biological process (GO): intracellular protein transport; protein localization to plasma membrane; cellular response to hormone stimulus
Cellular component (GO): cell surface; membrane; signaling receptor complex
Molecular function (GO): coreceptor activity
Source: RefSeq, a predicted model, not a curated record
AGUGGCUCCUGUGGGGCCCGGGUGAACCAGAAGCUGCGGUUUUGGGGCCGUGGGUCCCCCUGCCGCCCCCAUUCCCGGGCGGCAGCGCCCGUCCGGGGACAUUAUGCUUUCCCGUCCACUCCCCCCGCUGCUGGGCUGCCUGCCCUCCACGCAGGAGACGAGGGAUUUCACAACCCAGCCCAGACAGGAUUAAAGAGAAAUACACAAGUAAACAAAUCGCGGCCUCGUAACGCUGGACGUGCUGUGCAGGGACUGGAUCCUCCAGGCCGUCAAACUGCCCCUGUCAGAGGAAAGGAGUUGCUUCCUGUUAUUUCCAUUGAAAUCCUUGUCCCGGUCGUUAGCCGGCAGGCUUUGGCAGGAUGGCACCGCGCGCGCACAUGAGCUCCGGCCGCGUCUCCCGAGGGCUGCUGCUGCUCUGGGUGCUCCUGGGGGCUGGCCUUUAUCAGACGGACUCCGUGACAACAACAACAACGAGCUUCAGCCAGGAUGCUGGGACAAGCCCACCCAUGGCCAUGUCCAACAGGACAGCCCAGCUUAUGGUGGGGAAUUACAUCGACCUCACACAGCAGUGCUGGAAUUACUUCGUCGAGCUGAUGAGCAAUGUGACGACAUCAGAGAUGUGCGAGUGGAAAGUCAUCAGCAGGCCCUACAGCGAGCUGCGGGCCUGCCUGGAGGACUGGGCCGAGCACCUGAACUACAGCUACCCCAACGCCCUGGCCGAGCAGUACAUCUUCCAGAGCCAUUACCUCUACUUCCACAACUGCACCCUGGAGCAUCCAGUGUACUUCGACCCGCCCGAAGAUGUGCUCCUGGCCAUGAUCAUCGCACCCAUCUGCCUCAUCCCCUUCCUUGUCACCCUGGUCAUCUGGCGCAGCAAGGACGGCAAGGCGCAGGCCUAGAGCUGCCCUCCCGUCCCACUGUGGGGCUGCCCGACCACCCGAACCGCCCGGUGGGCUCUCGGGGCUACCAACCCGCGCUGCUGAGGCGGCCGGUUCCUCCUGCGCCUUCCCCACCCUGCGGCCCGGGAUUAAACGUUUCUCCCUCCA